This is a messenger RNA of Closterium sp. Naga37s-1, 233 nucleotides long. Lineage: Eukaryota; Viridiplantae; Streptophyta; Zygnematophyceae; Desmidiales; Closteriaceae. The record is from the annotation of a GenBank genome assembly.
AGUUGUUGACAAGCAUCUGGCCAUCCUGGCACCGAAACAUCUGGAGGCCAAGUUUGUAAAGAUCGACGCAGAGAAAUGCCCAUUCUUUGUCUCCAGAUUAAAUAUCAAAGUUUUGCCAUGCAUGAUUCUAUUCAGGGAUGCCGUUGCUUUUCAUAGAAUUGUUGGUUUUGAGGCAUUCCGGAAUCGCGAUGACUUCUCAACAUCUGAACUGGAGAACUUCUUGAUUAAGCAAG